This is a messenger RNA of Budorcas taxicolor (takin), 1828 nucleotides long. RefSeq names its product cysteine sulfinic acid decarboxylase (gene CSAD). Gene Ontology annotation, molecular function: sulfinoalanine decarboxylase activity; pyridoxal phosphate binding. NCBI's taxonomy places the organism in Eukaryota, Metazoa, Chordata, Mammalia, Artiodactyla, Bovidae. The transcript is spliced from 15 exons. The record is from RefSeq and is a predicted model, not a curated record. Gene Ontology annotation, cellular component: cytoplasm. Gene Ontology annotation, biological process: carboxylic acid metabolic process. The coding region runs from base 31 to 1512 and encodes 493 amino acids.
CAGAGACCUGAGCAGAAAGAUUUUCUCCUGAUGGCUGACUCUCAACCGCUCCUCUCCCUUGAUGGGGACCCUGUGGCUGCAGAAGCCUUGCUCCAGGAUGUGUUUGGGAUUGUGGUGGAUGAGGUUAUUCGAAAAGGGACCAGUGCCUCCGAGAAGGUCUGUGAGUGGAAGGAGCCCGAGGAGCUGAAGCAGCUGCUGGACUUGGAGCUGCGGCACGAGGGCGAGUCACAGGAGCAGAUCCUGGAGCACUGCCGGGCCGUGAUCCGAUACAGCGUGAAGACCUGUCACCCUCGUUUCUUCAACCAGCUCUUCUCAGGGUUGGAUCCCCAUGCCCUGGCCGGGCGCAUUGUCACAGAGAGCCUCAACACCAGCCAGUACACAUAUGAAAUCGCCCCUGUGUUUGUCCUCAUGGAGGAGGAGGUGCUGAAGAAACUCCGGGCCCUGGUGGGCUGGAGCUCUGGGGACGGGAUCUUCUGCCCUGGUGGCUCCAUCUCCAACAUGUAUGCUGUGAACCUGGCCCGCUAUCAGCGAUACCCAGACUGCAAACAGAGGGGCCUCCGGGCACUGCCGCCCCUGGCCCUCUUCACAUCGAAAGAGUGUCAUUACUCCAUCAAGAAAGGAGCUGCUUUUCUGGGACUUGGCACCGACAGUGUCCGAGUGGUCGAGGCAGAUGAGAGAGGGAAAAUGAUCCCUGAGGAUCUGGAGAGGCAGAUCAGCUUGGCCAAGGCCGAGGGCGCCGUGCCAUUCCUGGUCAGUGCCACCUCUGGUACCACAGUGCUGGGGGCCUUUGACCCCCUGGAGGCAAUCGCGGAUGUGUGCCAGCAUCAUGGGCUGUGGCUGCAUGUGGAUGCUGCCUGGGGUGGGAGCGUCCUGCUGUCACAGACACAUAGACAUCUCCUGGCUGGCAUCCAGAGGGCUGACUCCGUGGCCUGGAAUCCCCACAAGCUCCUCUCCACAGGCCUGCAGUGCUCAGCUCUUCUUCUCCGGGACACCUCGAACCUGCUCAAGCGCUGUCACGGGUCCCAGGCCAGCUACCUCUUCCAGCAGGACAAGUUCUACGACGUGGCUCUGGACACGGGAGACAAGGUGGUACAGUGUGGCCGGCGUGUGGACUGUCUGAAGCUGUGGCUCAUGUGGAAGGCACAGGGCGGGCAGGGGCUGCAGCGCCGUGUGGACCAGGCCUUUGCCCUUGCCCGGUACCUGGUAGAGGAGCUGCAGAAGCGGGAGGGAUUUGAGUUGGUCAUGGAGCCUGAAUUUGUCAACGUGUGUUUCUGGUUUGUGCCCCCCAGCCUGCGGGGGAAGAAGGAGAGUCCAGAUUACAGUGAAAGGCUGUCUAAGGUAGCCCCAAUCCUCAAGGAGCGCAUGGUGAGGAAGGGUUCCAUGAUGAUUGGCUACCAGCCCCAUGGUACCCGGAGCAACUUCUUCCGCAUGGUCGUGGCCAACCCUGCGCUGACACGGGCUGAUAUGGACUUCCUGCUGAACGAGCUGGAACGGCUGGGCCAGGAUCUCUGAGUCGCUCCAUCUUGCUGCUGGCCUGGACCCCUCCCCCCACCCUUGCCAUCUCCCUGUAUCUCUUCCCUGCGUUCUCCAAGAAGAAACUCUAGGAAACAAAGCGUCUUCAUUUUUCUGUGCUUACCCACUAGCUCGCCUGUAAAUUCCGGGCUGGCCAAAAAGUUGGUUCUGGUUUUUCCUCGUAACAUCUUACGGAAACACCCAAAUGAACUUUUUGGCCAACCCAAUAUUUUAUAUCAAGAGGAUGUUUAAAUAAAUGGUAGGAAAUCUAUAUGGUAGAAUAUUGCUCUGCCAUUUAAAUUGUGUUUACAAAGAG